CUGUUCUUUUUAGGACCUUCGGGUAUCGAUCCAUACAACAACCUCAACUAUCCCUCAUCUAGUUCAUACAACAACCUCAACUAUCCCUCAUCUACUUCAUACAACAACAUCAACUAUCCCCCGUCCACUACACUCUCUUCAUCGGCUGGCCUAAACUUCCCACGUAGCCGUUUUGGAUCAAUGACAAUGGGCAAUUACCCGUAUGGAGGUGGCAUGUAUGGACCCGAUUCGAUGAGCGCAAACAUUGCUAAUUUACUGAACGACAAAGACAAUUUCCAGGUAAACGGAUGUGGAUUUGAUGCGACACGAAAUAGAUGUUUCGAUAGUUUGAAUCUUUGUAAAGGUGGAUGCAGGGACUUUGGCGUUGGUGUCGCACAUGAUUGCAGAUGCAUACCGUACGCUAUUCUUGCACUGUUGGGAUAUAAAUCCUAA
Messenger RNA from Anisakis simplex (herring worm), 432 nucleotides. Lineage: Eukaryota; Metazoa; Nematoda; Chromadorea; Rhabditida; Anisakidae. The record is from the annotation of a GenBank genome assembly.